CGUAAAAUAAUGAGGAUUGAGCAAUGAAACGCUAUUGAACUUACAGCUUAGUUGUUAUGUGAUUUCAUAAUUCGAUUCACGUAAUAAUUAUUGUUAUAUCACAUUUUAUUCUUCCAUUAACACAUUCGGAAAGGGCGUGUAUUCCAGUGCUUUAGAAUGGGUGACACGCGUAAGAAGAAAAAGUUUUACUUUCGUAAACGAAGAAACAAGUAUUUCUUAGAACCCGGCUUUAGAGGUUUCUUUUGCACAUGUAACUUCAGGGAGAAGGAUUGUGUCAAGGAAAUGUACAACCUGCUCAACGAAUAUGCAGGUAAAUUAUAUCCAGAAGUUGAAGGCCCACCACCUGUAGCAUUAGCCGAUCGAACUGACAGUGAUUCUGAGAGUGAGACUGAUAUAGGAGACCUCCUCAAACAGGAAGUCGAUUGUAUGAAGAGUUAUUCACAAAAAUCUCUUAAGCACAAACGAUUUCAAGUUGUUGAGACUGGAGCAUCAAAUUGCAUUUUUAUAAAGACUAAUCUACCAUGCCCUGAAGAAUUAACUACAGCUAUUAUCAAGGAUGUAUGUACCAACAAAGUGCAAAAGACGCGGCAUGUCUUACGAUUCUUGCCCAUCAUGGCAACUUGUAAAGCCAAUUUACCUGAUAUAAUGGAAUGUGCUGGUAAACUUUUCGAUAAAUUCUUCUUGAAGAAGUCAUCAACAUUUGCUGUUAUAUUUAACAAGAGGUUUAAUAGUAGUGUAUCCAGAGAUUUAAUCAUCAAGGAGCUUGCUGAAUUGAUUGUACUGAAGAACAAUGGUAAUAAGGCAGACUUAAAGAACCCUGGUCUCUGUAUAAUUGUUGAAAUUAUAAAAGGAAUUUGCCUCCUUAGUAUUGUUGACAACUACUACUCAUAUAAGAAGUACAAUCUGAAUGAACUCUAUAAAGAGGAAUCUAACAAUGAUUGCGAUGGACCUCAACCAAAGAAAUUAAAACCAGAAAAUGAUUCCAUUGAAAAAAAGAGUACUGAAGAGGCUGUAACAAACUAACCACAUACUUUCCAAUAUGUUAUAUUAUAUACUGUUAUAGUAAUUUUUUCAUGUUCUAGGUUAAGGCAACUUGUGCCCCCUAUACCAAUUCUUGCACCAAAUUUUUGCUAUUUCAGACUUUUGAAUCUUUCACUAAGAUGUUAUUAUAAUAAACGUAUUGUUUUAUGUGU
Molecule: messenger RNA, 1193 nt
Organism: Pieris napi
Lineage: Eukaryota; Metazoa; Arthropoda; Insecta; Lepidoptera; Pieridae
Product: THUMP domain-containing protein 1 homolog
Exons: 1
Coding region: 157-1023 (288 amino acids)
Biological process (GO): tRNA modification
Molecular function (GO): RNA binding
Source: RefSeq, a predicted model, not a curated record